AAACUCAUUGGCUCCGAGGACUUAGGACCUGUUAGCUUGGUUGGGCGACUGGCAAAUCCUUCCUUCCCCGGGGUAGAAGUCCAGGGUGAGAAAUUGGUUCCGAACUCAAAGGAACCCAGCACCGGGCCACAGCCGGUCACGUGGCCGGCGGCCCCCCAUGACGUGCUGGCUGCGGGGCGUCACCGCGACGUUCGGGCGACCUGCCGAGUGGCCAGGCUACCUCAGUCACCUGUGUGGUCGCAGUGCUGCCAUGGACCUGGGACCCAUGCGCAAGAGUUACCGCGGGGACCGAGAGGCAUUUGAGGAGACUCAUCUGACCUCCCUUGACCCAGUGAAACAGUUUGCUGCCUGGUUUGAGGAGGCUGUUCAGUGUCCUGACAUAGGGGAAGCCAAUGCCAUGUGUCUGGCUACCUGUACCAGAGAUGGAAAACCCUCUGCUCGCAUGUUGCUACUGAAGGGCUUUGGGAAAGAUGGCUUCCGCUUCUUCACUAACUUCGAGAGUCGAAAAGGAAAAGAGCUGGACUCUAAUCCCUUUGCUUCCCUUGUCUUCUACUGGGAGCCGCUUAACCGUCAGGUGCGUGUGGAAGGCCCUGUGAAGAAGCUGCCCGAGGAGGAGGCUGAGUGCUACUUCCACUCCCGCCCCAAGAGCAGCCAGAUUGGGGCUGUGGUCAGCCACCAGAGUUCUGUGAUCCCUGAUCGGGAGUAUCUGAGAAAGAAAAAUGAGGAACUGGAACAGCUCUACCAGGAUCAAGAGGUGCCCAAGCCAAAAUCCUGGGGUGGCUAUGUCCUGUACCCUCAGGUGAUGGAGUUCUGGCAAGGUCAAACCAACCGCCUGCAUGACCGGAUAGUCUUUCGGCGGGGCCUACCCACAGGAGAUUCCCCUUUGGGGUCCAUGACCCACCGCGGGGAGGAAGACUGGCUCUAUGAGAGACUUGCACCUUAACUCUGGGACCUGCCAGCCCAGAGUGGAGCUAGGGCUAGGUGUCAAGAGAGGGUGUGGGAUUGAGACCCAGGCCCUUCUUUCUAAAGUCAACCCAUUUCCCUCCCUACCCCUUAUAUUCAGGACUCUUCAGAGCUAAUCCUCUAAGUUCUCUGUACUCAGUUGGUUCUCAGUUAGCUGGUCAAGUGGAGUGUAAUGGUGGCAUAGAGAAUCACAAAUGGAAAAUAAUUCCAUAAUUAUUUUUUUGACCUUGCCUAUGAUUGAUUAGGAUAGCUCCCUCUAGGGGUAGCAGCCGGUGUGACUCCCUUUCUGGUGACAGAGAGGGCCCCAGCAGCCCUGUUUACCGUGUGAGUCAUACUGGCCAAAGUUUAGUCCCAGCAUAUGCACCUGAGCCAACCUGGCCAAUCAGAUUGUUUUGUCAAUAAUUUGAAAUUUGAACUGGAGAGAUCCAGAACCUUGGGAGUCAUUGAAGCCAAGUCAUUCAUAGCAGCCAGGAAACAAUAGGAACCAACAGCCUUUGCCUGCUGCUAUUGCAAUUCCCAGGAUCUCUCCUUCCCUGGAUCCCUCCCUCCCAGGUCUGGGCUGUGCAGUUCCUCUCCCUGCCUUGACACUCCCCACUAUCUCUGUAAAAUCUCUCUCUUUUUCUUUUUUUUCUUUUUUUUGACUUAAUCUAGCUAGAAUCUAUUUCAGUUGCUUACAACUUAACUCAUUUAUGGAUAGGACUUUUUUUUUCUUUUUUCUUUUUCUUUUCUUUUUUUUUUUUUUUUUGAGAUGGAGUCUCACUCUGUCGCCCAGGCUGGAGAGCAGUGGCGUGAUCUUGGCUCACUGCAACCUCUGCCUGCCAGGUUCAAGCAAUUCUCCUGCCUCAGCCUCCCAAGUAGCUGGGACUACAGGCACACGCCACCACGCCCAACUAAUUUUUGUAUUUUUAGUAGAGACGGGGUUUCACCCUGUUGGCCAGGAUGGUCUCCAUCUCUUGACCUUGUGAUCCACCCCCCUUGGCCUCCCAAAAUGCUGGGAUUACAGGCAUGAGCCACCACACCCAGCGAGACGGGGUUUCAUUAUGUUGGCCAGGCUGGUCUCCAACUCCUGACCUGAAGUGAUCCGCCCGCCUUGGCCUCCCAAAGUUCUGGGAUUACAGACAUGAGCCACCACGCUUGGCCGGGAUAGUAUAUUUUUAUAGCACUUCUCCUACUGAUUGCUGCCCUCUCUGUGGCUACAAGGGACCCACAGAAUUACAGGGAAGUUACAGGGAAGCAGGUUUCAUCUCAAUAUUGGGAGAGAUUUCAAACAAUCAGACCUGCCUGAGAAGGAGUGGGCUGUCACUAGGAAUUUUUAUUCCCAGUCAGUCAGGAAUUUUGUAGAAGGGCUUCAUGUGCUGGUACCAAUAGGACAGGAAGAUUUUAAUCAGCUUUACUAUUUAUGUUUGUUUAUGGAAACUGUGUGUAUGUGUACAUACAUUUUCCAAAAAGAAAAAUUAAAUGAUUAUAGAGAUUAUGUUUUUCAGACUACUCACAUAUCUGCUUUCCUUACUCCUCACCUCUGCUGAUAAUUCCUAGAUCAUUGGUUUUUCCCCCACACUGGAAUUACCUGGAGAGCUUAGAAAACCCUGAUGCCUGGGUCCCACCCUCAGAGAUGAUUGAACCAGCCUGGCCAGCAUGGCAAAACCCUGUCUCUACUAUGUUAUGAGUGCAGCCUGGGCACUGGGAAAUUUAAAAUCUCCCCAGAGAAUUCUGUGCAGCCAAGGUUGAGAACUCCUAGUCUAGAGCUUUGCUAUACACAGGGUGGUCCACAAGCCAGGAGCAUCAGCAUCACUUGGCAGCGCCUUAGAGAUUCAGACCCCAGACCCACUGAAUCUGACCCUGCAUUUUCACUAGACCCCAGGUGAUCAGCUGCACUAGACUCAACCUCUAAACCAUGACCUCCGACCCUCACAGGCUGUGAUCCUUUAGGGACCCUCAGCUGAGUCCUGUGCUGAACUGUGUUUGUUCUCCUUGAGCACAAGCCGGCUGACCAGGGACAGACUGGAUGAGCAAGCAACCUGCUGGCUAUGGAGAGGAGCCAGGCUUGGUAAAUGUUUGCUGUGACUAAGCCAGGAUCAAAGAACUGACUGUUGCUUGCACUGGCUGGCAUUGAGCUUGCCACUCUGUGAACUGUGCUUCCUUCCCCUGCAUGGACCUGUGCCUCAGUCACUAUUAUCCGCAGGCCUUCUCCAAGGGCAGCCCUCUCCUUGUUUAUCCCUCUUAAGCCUGCGUGCAGGAAGGCACAUUAACCCUGUGGCCCCCUGCAGGCAGGAGGGUGUCGGGUGCCCUUACCUACCUUGCCCUUUUUCUUGUACCGUAGGCUGUGCCGUUUAUGAGUAAGUGUAUGUGUGUCUGUGUGUGUGUCUAGGAGUGCUGCACCCACCUUGUGUUAUUGGAGGUUGUGUAUCCCCCUAGCUUUGAGCCUGGUCUCAGAUGUUCCUUUUCCGUUCUCUGUCCAGCCGUUACUGCCCCCAGUCUGUAAUAAAAGCCUGUCAGCCGUGCACUUUA
Messenger RNA from Pongo pygmaeus (Bornean orangutan), 3471 nucleotides. RefSeq names its product pyridoxamine 5'-phosphate oxidase (gene PNPO). Gene Ontology annotation, biological process: pyridoxal 5'-phosphate biosynthetic process; pyridoxine biosynthetic process. Gene Ontology annotation, molecular function: pyridoxamine phosphate oxidase activity; FMN binding. The record is from RefSeq and is a predicted model, not a curated record. Lineage: Eukaryota; Metazoa; Chordata; Mammalia; Primates; Hominidae. Bases 158 to 943 code for a protein of 261 amino acids. The transcript is spliced from 7 exons.